GUGGUCUUCCGGUACCGGCGGUUCGUUGCGCCUGGAGUUUUGUCCCCUGCGCGGAUGAUUCUGGGAAAUGUCGAUCGGCUGUGGGCGGCGCACUGGGUCCGCCCCGCUGUAGCCUCAGGCCUGACGGCGACUCCCAGGCUCAGGGACGAUUCUGGGCAGUGUGGUUCCCAGAGGUCGGCGGCCGUUGCCCGCUCACCAGCGACGCGGGGGGCCUGCGGGGACGGUGAGGCCCUGCUGAGGACUCCGGCCAGUAUGAGUCCCGGGGGCGGCGGCGGGGCUCAGGCCCUGGGUCUGCCCCGCGGUGUGACCCCGGCCGGUGCCUUGGCUUUUCCUGGCCUUCGUGUCCUCCUAUGUAAACGCGGGGUGAUGACGGCGCCGACCUCUUGGCGCUGUUGUGAGAGUGAAGUGGGCGCGUGAUUAGACGCCAGCCACAGUUGUCUUUGGGUUAUGUCGUCAUGAAGCCGGCGCUCUACAGACACUGCCCAUCUCUAAGAUAAGAGCCUGGAAAGAGGACUCUGUUGGCUGUUGGAAAUUGCAGAGUAAUGCCUCAGGUGACAUUUAAUGAUGUGGCUAUAGACUUCUCUCAUGAAGAGUGGGGAUGGCUCAAUUCUGCUCAGAGGGACUUAUACAAGGAUGUGAUGGUCCAGAAUUAUGAGAACCUGGUCUCUGUAGGUCUUUCCAUAACUAAGCCAUAUGUGAUCACGUUAUUGGAGGAUGGAAAAGAGCCCUGGAUGAUGGAGAAAAAACUGUCAAAAGAUUGGGAAUCAAGAUGGGAAAACAAGGAAUUAUCAACAAAGAAGGAUAUUUAUGAUGAAGAUUCACCCCAAACAGUAAUAAUAGAAAAAGUUGUAAAACAAAGUUAUGAAUUUUCAAAUUCUAAGAAGAAUUUGGAAUAUAUAGAGAAGUUAGAAGGGAAGCAUGGAAGUCAGGUAGACCACUUCAGACCAGCAAUUCUCACCUCUAGAGAAAGCCCCACUGCAGACAGUGUUUACAAAUACAAUAUAUUUAGAAGCACCUUUCAUUCAAAGUCUACUCUUUCUGAACCACAAAAAAUUUCUGCUGAAGGGAAUUCACACAAAUAUGAUAUAUUAAAGAAGAACUUACCAAAAAAGUCAGUUAUAAAACAUGAGAAAGUCAAUGGUGGAAAGAAACUUUUGAAUUCUAAUAAAAGUGGGGCAGCCUUCAGCCAGGGCAAAUCUCUUACCCUUCCCCAGACUUGUAAUAGAGAGAAAAUCUAUACAUGCAGUGAAUGUGGGAAAGCCUUUGGCAAACAGUCAAUCCUCAAUCGCCACUGGAGAAUUCAUACAGGAGAGAAGCCCUAUGAAUGUCGUGAAUGUGGGAAGACUUUUAGCCAUGGCUCAUCCCUUACACGACAUCUGAUAAGCCAUAGUGGAGAGAAACCUUACAAAUGUAUUGAAUGUGGGAAGGCCUUUAGCCAUGUCUCAUCACUUACUAACCAUCAGAGCACUCACACUGGAGAGAAACCAUAUGAAUGUAUGAACUGUGGAAAGUCUUUUAGUCGUGUGUCCCAUCUUAUUGAACAUCUAAGAAUUCAUACUCAAGAAAAACUCUAUGAGUGUCGUAUAUGUGGAAAGGCCUUCAUUCAUAGGUCAUCUCUCAUUCACCAUCAGAAAAUCCAUACUGGAGAGAAGCCUUAUGAAUGUAGAGAAUGUGGGAAAGCUUUCUGCUGUAGCUCACACCUUACUCGACAUCAAAGAAUUCACACUAUGGAGAAACAAUAUGAAUGCAACAAAUGUCUGAAAGUCUUUAGUAGCCUCUCAUUUCUUGUUCAGCAUCAGAGUAUUCAUACUGAAGAAAAACCCUUUGAAUGUCAGAAAUGCAGGAAAUCCUUCAACCAGCUUGAAUCACUGAAUAUGCAUUUGAGAAAUCACAUUAGAUUGAAACCCUACGAAUGCAGUAUAUGUGGGAAAGCCUUUAGUCAUAGGUCAUCCCUGCUUCAACAUCACAGAAUUCAUACUGGAGAGAAACCUUACGAAUGUAUUAAAUGUGGGAAGACCUUCAGCUGUAGUUCAAACCUUACCGUACAUCAGAGAAUUCACACUGGAGAAAAGCCAUAUAAAUGUAGUGAGUGUGGGAAAGCUUUUAGCAAAGGCUCAAAUCUUACUGCCCAUCAAAGAGUACAUAAUGGAGAGAAACCCAAUAGUGUGGUAAGUGUGGAAAAGCCUUUAGACUAUAUGAAUCACUAUACAUGUGAGAAAUCUUACAGAAGAGAAACUGUAUGAAGCAGUGGUUAUCAUGGUAAAUUUCCUAGAUUCUCCCUUAUUUAACAUUAGAAAAAUUUAUACUGGGGAAAGUCUUAUGAAUGUGGUGAAUAUAGGAAGACCUUUUAGCAAAGAUGCAGGCCAGUUUGUUUAUCAGACUUUAUACUGUAGAGAAAUCAUAUGAAGACCAUAAAUGUGGGAGAGCCUUUGUCAAUAUUAAUCCCUUAAUUGACAUAAGUAUACUCACACUAGGAUAAAACCCUGUACAUGUAGCAAAUGUGGGAAAGACUAUAGACAAUAGGAAUCUUUUACAAACUCCUACAGGAGAGAAGCUGUAUGAAUGUAGAAAAUUUAGAAAUUGAGGGAAGUCUUCAGUUCCAAGUAUAUCCCUUAUUCUACAGCAGAGAACUCAAAAUGGAGAGAAAUCUCAUUUAAGAGAUGUAGUGAAGUGUUCACUAAGAGUGUUUAUCUUGCUACGCAUCAGAAGAUUAAUGGUAGAACAACCUGAAGGAUUUAGGAGUUAUGUGUAAAUCUUUGCAGUCAUGCUAUUUGUAAACUGGAUUCUACAGGAGAGCAAAUAAACAUUAUAAUAAAAUAUGCAUUUCUUAGAGCAGUAGCUUGCAGUUUCAGUUGAGUUCUACUUAGAAAUUCUUUUUAGCUAGUGGGCAUGUGAAGAUAUUUAGUCACCCAGAGGAGCCAGUAAGUGUUACAAUAUUGAAAAUUAAAGCUGCAAAAGAGAUAAAGUGAUGUUAAUAAAAGUUUUGGCAUCUAAUAAAAUCAUUUUGUAUAUCACAAA
This is a messenger RNA of Pan troglodytes (chimpanzee), 3018 nucleotides long. It is a transcript of the gene ZNF181, whose product is annotated as zinc finger protein 181. NCBI's taxonomy places the organism in Eukaryota, Metazoa, Chordata, Mammalia, Primates, Hominidae. The record is from RefSeq and is a predicted model, not a curated record. The coding region runs from base 543 to 2243 and encodes 566 amino acids. Gene Ontology annotation, biological process: regulation of DNA-templated transcription. The transcript is spliced from 5 exons. Gene Ontology annotation, molecular function: DNA-binding transcription factor activity, RNA polymerase II-specific; RNA polymerase II cis-regulatory region sequence-specific DNA binding.